AUGAAAUCACCCACGAAACCUAUUACUGAUAUACCUAUGCGCGAUGUAGAAACAACGGAGGCGGCCACCAGAGCAACCAGCCCAUCCCCACGCUCCCGAACACCCGAUGUAUUCGACGACGAGACUACUGCGGACCACGACAUGGGCCUCAACGACCACCUGCUCCCCAUUAAAACGGCGGCCAGGUGGCCGACCAUGGAGGACCUCGAGAAAUCCAUGCAACGUGCAGCCAAAAUGCUUGCAAACUUCUCAAUCCACGCUAAUUACACACCCAGUGUCAUCGAGAGUGCCAAUACCAUUUCCGAUAAACUGACCCAGAUUACUGACAUCGAUAAAAGCCCGAGAAAAACCCCACAGACACAACAGAACUCACAGAAUGCGAACCAACCCCGGCAACCCGGAAACGAGUUUAUGGAACAGAUCGCAAACUCACUGACACUACUGACAUCCCGUUUAGAUACCAUCGAAGUGAAGAUAGCCAGCCCACAGGGGACGGCAACACGAACACAGACACCAGUGACAGGAACCCCGACAAGCGAAAAGCCAAGCAACACUUCUCCGGUCACAGAAGCCGGACCCAGAACGGUACACGCGACGUCCAAACCAAUUGUCCCCAAACCCAAAGGAACAAUGAACAACAACACUAAGGUAGGAAGCAAAGGGAUACCGACAAACCCGCUGGCCGCACACCACCCGUCCCGCCUCAUCGUCGAGAUCCAGAAAGGGGCACCCGGAGGUGAAAGACCUAAGGAAAUUGACCUCGUCAGACAGAUCAACGAUGUACUACAAAGCAGCGAAGACAGCAAGCACCUCAGAGUGGUCAACGUCAAGUUCAACCCACAACAAAACUGCAUCGUAUUCACCCGAGCGGACCAAAGCGCAGCAGAACUUGCGCCCUUUGCUGACCGUUUUACAGAAUAUAUCGCACAGGACAGGCCAACAAGAGUACGACCAGAUGUCCCCUGGUACAAGGUACAACUCAACGGCGUCAACACGUUCAAUGACUACACGAAUGACAUACCGACCCCGGAAGAACUACACGAAGAACUUUGCCUCAACAACCCCACCUACGCCACAAUGCCCAUACUUCAACUCCCACGCUGGAUGCACCACCCGUCCGACCUAAAAACCCAAUUCUUCUCAUCGGUAGUUAUCGCACUGAUGAACGAAGCUGAUGCAGAACACCUGGUGAAACAUGUCAAGAACCUAGCAAUAGCCGGGAGAUUUGCAGAGGUAAAACGCUACGCUGACAAGCCUCCGAUCAUACAGUGCAACAACUGCUGGUCGCUCGACCACACCCGAUGGAGAUGCCACAAAAAACCCAUCUGCCGCCUCUGUGCAGGGGACCACCUGGAAGCCCGACACGUCUGCGACCAGUGCCCCAUGCAGGAUGAGGAGGAAGACGCCAUGAACACCGAAGGCGAACUUUAG
Molecule: messenger RNA, 1431 nt
Organism: Sparassis crispa
Lineage: Eukaryota; Fungi; Basidiomycota; Agaricomycetes; Polyporales; Sparassidaceae
Exons: 2
Coding region: 1-1431 (476 amino acids)
Source: RefSeq, a predicted model, not a curated record